This is a messenger RNA of Rangifer tarandus platyrhynchus (Svalbard reindeer), 3807 nucleotides long. The record is from the annotation of a GenBank genome assembly. NCBI's taxonomy places the organism in Eukaryota, Metazoa, Chordata, Mammalia, Artiodactyla, Cervidae.
AUGGCAAGUACCACUGGCCUGGCUGUGUCCCGGCAGACUCCUCUUGGGGACAACAGGAAACACAUGCCAUGUAAGGACAUCCUGCAGCAGCAGCUGCUUCUCCGUGGACAGACGAAAGUCAGACGAGCGUGUGUCUUCAGCCAUCUCUGCUUCCCCUUCCCGUAUCCAUCAGAGGUUUAUCAGAAGAAAAAGAAAAUGAAGAUCAUUGUAUAUUUUUGCAUUUGGGCAGUAGCAUGGACCAUUCCAGUUCCUCAAAUCAAGCCGUUGGAGAGACAUGCUGUUGACGAAACUGUGAAUUUAAAUCUUCUAGCAAAAUCAAAAGUGCCAAUACAGGAUGCAUUAAAUGCCAAUGAUACCACCAAAGAAAGUGCUGGCCUCAUGCAUGAAAAUGAACGAGGAAGGCGACAGGAUACCAAAGAUGGCUACAGAGGAGAGAGAAAUGGUUCUGAGUGGGCAGAGCUGGGAGGGAAAAGUUCUUCUACAGGUUCCACAUUAGUAAAUGAAAAGGGGAAUACAGAGGAUCUAAAGGGGGGCACAGGAAAACCAGAAACAUACGAUCAUGAUGGGAUCCAAGGACAAGAAGAUAGCACCAGUGCAAACGGCCUCAGGGGACAAGUAAGCAUCAUCCAAGAUGCUGGAGCAGCAAAUGGGAGCCAUAUUGAUGGGAUUACUGAGAACAAUUCCCAAAAUGCGAGUGUUGGAAACACAAGUCAAAGUGAGGACGCCACUGUUGUCCAAGAAGAUGGACAUCAAGUAGCUGGAAGCAGUAGCAGUACAGGUCAGGAGGAUGAAAUCAAUGGGAAUAUCUGUAGAAACGGGGCUGACACAAGUGAAACAACACCUCAGAGAGAAGGCGAGAGAAAUGGGAAUGAGGAGGCAGGGAUAUUGCCAGUGGGAAGUGGAGCUGGCAACGGAGAAGAUGUUGGUUUGGAUAAUUUUGAAGGAAGUCCUAGUGGGAAUGGAGCAGAUGAAGGUGAAGACAAGGGCUCUGGUGAUGAUGGAGGUGAAGAAACAGGGAAUGGAGAAAAGGGUAGUGAUCCCAGCAAGGGCCAGGAGGGUCAGUCUCAUGGAGAAGAGGAUGAUGAGGACAAUAGCUUAGGUAAAAAUUCAGUUAGCAGUGAAGAUGAUGGCCCUGGGGACAACGAAGACGCCCAUGUCAUUGGUGGAGACAUCUCCAAGAGUGAGGAAGAUUCUGCCGGUAUUCCAGAAGACAAUGAUAGCCAGAAAACAGAGGACACUCAAAAACCCAGUCACGGAGAGAACAAAGCUAUGGAAAAUAGAAUCACCGAAAAGUCAGAGCCACCUGCUAUUGGGAAGGGCCAAGAUAAGGGAAUGGAAAUAGAAAGUCCUAGCAGUGGGCACAGAAACAAUAUUACCAAAGAAGCUGGGAAAGUUAAUGAAGAUAAAGAGAGUAAAGGCCAGCAUGGAAUGAUUGUGGGCAAAGGAAGUGUCAAGACACAAGGAGAGAUUGACAUUAUACAAGGAGCUGGCCAGAAACUGGAACCUGGAAAUAAGCUUGGACCCAGCAAAACACACAGUGACAGUAACAGUGAUGGAUAUGACAGUUACGAGUUUGACGAUGAAUCCAUGCAAGGAGAUGACCCCAACAGCAGUGAUGAUGCCAACUCUGAAGGUGAUAAUAAUCACAGUAGCCGAGGAGAUACCUCUUAUAACUCUGACGAGUCAAAUGAUCGUGGCAAUGACAGUGGCUCAAAAGGAGGUGACGAUGGCGGUGACAGCACAUCAGACGCUGAUGACAGUGGUAGCGAUGCCAAUGGUAGCAAUGGAGAUGAUGACAGUGGCAAAUCAGGCAACAGCAAAGAUAAAUCAGACAGCAGUGACAGCAGUGACAGCAGCGACAGUGACAGCAAGUCAGACAGUGACAGCAGUGACAGUGACAGCAGUGACAGCAGUGACAGCAGUGAAAGUGACAGUAAAUCAGACAGUGAUGACAGUGACAGCAGUGACAGCAGUGACAGCAGCGAUAGUGACAGUAAAUCAGACAGUGAUGACAGUGACAGCAGUGACAGCAAUGACAGUGACAGUAGUGACAGCAGUGAUAGUAGUGACAGUAGUGAUAGCAAAUCAGACAGCAGUGACAGUAGUGACAGUGACAGCAAAUCAGACAGUAGUGACAGUAGCGACAGCAGUGACAGCAGUGACAGCAGCAAUAGCAGUGACAGCAGUGACAGUGACAGUAAAUCAGACGGUGACAGCAGUGACAGCAGUGACAGCAGUGAAAGUGACAGUAAAUCAGACAGUGAUGACAGUGACAGCAGUGACAGUAGUGACAGCAGUGACAGUGACAGUAAAUCAGACAGUGAUGACAGUGACAGCAGUGACAGCAGUGACAGUAGUGAAAGUGACAGCAAAUCAGACAGUGACAGCAGUAACAGUGACAGCAGUGACAGCAGUGAAAGUGACAGUAAAUCAGACAGUGAUGACAGUGACAGCAGUGACAGCAGUGACAGUGACAGCAGUGACAGCAGCGAUAGUGACAGCAGUGAUAGUAGUGACAGUAGUGAUAGCAAAUCAGACAGCAGUGACAGUAGUGACAGUGACAGCAAAUCAGACAGUAGUGACAGCAGUGACAGCAGUGACAGCAGCAAUAGCAGUGACAGCAGUGACAACAGUGACAGCAGUGACAGCAGCGAUAGUAGUGACAGCAGCGACAGUGACAGCAGCAAUAGUGACAGCAGUGACAGCAGCGACAGUGACAGUAAAUCAGACAGUGACAGCAGUGACAGCAGCGAUAGUAGUGACAGCAGCGAUAGUGACAGUAAAUCAGACGGUGACAGCAGCGACAGUGACAGCAGCGACAGCAGUGACAGCAGCGACAGUGACAGCAGCAAUAGUGACAACAGCGACAGCAGCGACAGUGACAGCAAAUCAGACAGUGACAGCAGUGACAGCAGUGAUAGUAGUGACAGCAGCGAUAGUGACAGUAAAUCAGACGGUGACAGCAGCGACAGUGACAGCAGCGACAGCAGUGACAGCAGCGACAGUGACAGCAGCAAUAGUGACAACAGCGACAGCAGCGACAGUGACAGCAAAUCAGACAGUGACAGCAGUGACAGCAGCGAUAGUAGUGACAGCAGCGAUAGUGACAGUAAAUCAGACGGUGACAGCAGCGACAGUGACAGCAGCGACAGCAGUGACAGCAGCGACAGUGACAGCAGCAAUAGUGACAACAGCGACAGCAGCGACAGUGACAGCAAAUCAGACAGUGACAGCAGUGACAGCAGCGAUAGUAGUGACAGCAGCGAUAGUGACAGUAAAUCAGACGGUGACAGCAGCGACAGUGACAGCAGCGACAGCAGUGACAGCAGCGACAGUGACAGCAGCAAUAGUGACAACAGCGACAGCAGCGACAGUGACAGCAAAUCAGACAGUGACAGCAGUGACAGCAGUGACAGCAGUGACAGCAGCGACAGUGACAGCAGCAAUAGUGACAGCAGCGACAGCAGCGACAGUGACAGCAAAUCAGACAGUGACAGCGGCGACAGCAGCGACAGUGACAGUAAAUCAGACAGUGACAGCAGUGACAGCAGUGACAGCAGUGACAGCAGCAACAGUGACAGCAGCGACAGUGACAGCAGCAAUAGUGACAGCAGCGACAGCAGCGACAGUGACAGUAAAUCAGACAGUGACAGCGGCGACAGCAGCGAUAGUAGUGACAGCAGCGACAGCAGUGGUAAGAGUGACAGCAAGAGCAAGUCUGGAAAAGGCAACAACAAUGGAAGUAGUAGCGACAGUGACAGCGACAGUGAAGGCAGUGACAGUAAUCACUCAACAAGUGAUGAUUAG